Messenger RNA from Drosophila ananassae, 1115 nucleotides. RefSeq names its product peritrophin-44. Gene Ontology annotation, cellular component: extracellular region. The transcript has 2 exons. Gene Ontology annotation, molecular function: chitin binding. NCBI's taxonomy places the organism in Eukaryota, Metazoa, Arthropoda, Insecta, Diptera, Drosophilidae. Bases 75 to 1082 code for a protein of 335 amino acids. The record is from RefSeq and is a predicted model, not a curated record.
CAUAAAAGUAAUCACAACCGGCCAGAGUUAUUAGUUUGCCGCAAGUGGAGCUGCCGAUCGCAUCGUUUAUUUCCAUGAAGAACCUCAGAACUUUAGUUGGCCCAGCAGCGGCACUAGUGUUGUUGCUCCUGCAAUCCUUCGGUUCUGUGAGUGCUCGCGACGAGGAUAUUUGUCGGCUAUUUCCCAAUAACACUGUCAUCCGGGAUCCGGAAUCCUGUAGCAAGUCCAUCACCUGCAUUGAUUUCGUGAGUCAUUAUAGCACCUGCUCCGGCUCCACUCCGUUCUUCAACAAGGAUACUGGAGCGUGUGUGAAGAGCCUGUCGGAUCAGUCCAGUUGCUCCAUUUCGUGCUCCGAUUCGGUCACCCAGUUCUUGGCCGAUCCCAAGUCCUGCUACGGUUACUAUUACUGUCAGGACCAGGAGACUGCCCUGUACGGCACAUGCCCGCAGGACCACCACUUCAAUGCCACCACCCAGACCUGCAGCCGUCAGCAUGAAUCGGCCUGCACCACCAGCACCUUCGAGUAUUGCUACAUUGUGAAGGAUGGAGUGAGAUUCGACAAUCGCCAGGGAUGCAACCAGUACCAUGUCUGUACCAAAGGUGUCCUAGAAUCCAAGACCUGCUCGAACACAUAUUAUCAGGCCAGCACGGGAACGUGCCAGGACAAGGCUCUGGUCGAGUGUGAUGCCCAUCCUUUGCCCAGCAACGUUUGCGGCACAGAGAAAAGUCCGAAAGCGAAUAAAUUCGUCUCCGAUGCAGCCACCUGCCGGGGCUACUUCUACUGCGCCAAGCAGGCGGAUGGCAAGCCGGACCCCAGUCCCCAGUGGAACCAGUGCCCUGCGGACCGCUUCUUCGACGCAAAAACCGAGACAUGCCGACUGGCCAAUCAAGUCACCUGCACCGCAGAUCGUUGCGAUGGCCGGACUCUUAAUUUUGUGGUCAGCGGAACCAAGGGAUGUCGGAAUUAUUUGCGAUGCUCGAAUGGUGUCACCCUGGACGAGAAGUCCUGCGGGAAUAACUUCUUUGACGAGGAGAAGGGUUCCUGUGUCCAACAAAUCACCACAUAUCCUGUGUGUACCUAGAAUCCUAAAUAAAGAUUUAAAAGCAUUUUGAAA